AAUACCUAUAAAAUAUUACUCAUUGCAAUUUCACAACUUCGCUAAUUUUCAAAAAUUGCAUUUUUAUAAUUAUACUUACAUUAAUUUGUAGCAAGAUUGUUCUUGUAGCUCAUCAAAGUUUAUAGUUCAAGGACAGGGAAGUGUUAUCUGAGUUUUCUGUGUUAUCGUUUUCAUAAUAAAUUGGUAAUAAUAUAACCAAGUAUGAUAUAAAACACGACAUUUUUGGCAUUAGUUUAUGUUAUAGCAUAAAGUACUACUUAAAUAUGUUAAUUCGCAUUGGCCUCAUAUUGUUUAUACUUACUUGCGUCCAAACGACAGAAGAUGAAGGUGAAUAUUAUAAUGGAAUCGGUGAAAUAUACAGAUCCCAGAUCAUUAACGCUAUACGGAAGCGUCAAGCAGAUUUAUCAGAGCAGAAGCUACAAGGUGGCGAGGUCAAAACUGAACCACUGAAUACAGACAAAGUGAAUGACAGUGCCAAUAAAAUACCUGCAAAAGCUAGUUCUAAUGAGGAAACACCAAAAUCGGAACUAGUAGUUGGAGAAAGUGAAGGAGGGGCAGUGAAAGAAGAUAAUUCAAAAUCAGAAGCACUCGUGCCACAGCCUAGUGAGGGACAUGAUGAAAAAAAUACAAAAACUGAGCUUCUUAAGGGUAAUGCUACAGUAGCAGCUCAUUUGCCAAUAUUAGCACCACAUGUGACAAAUUCUACAGCUGUAAAAUCCAAUGGAACAUUGAAUACGUCCGAGGAUCUAACAUCUGAAAGCUUGGUCAACAAGCCAGGUGUUGUGAAAAGAGGUCUUAUAGUUUUCGGAGGCUUUUCUCUUCUUGCUGCAGCCUAUUUCGUGUUUUACAGGAAAAAGAGCAAAAGUUAUGAUUCAAACACACACAGCAACAACGACACAAAUCAGUUCCGGUAUGGUGUAUUACAGUCGGACGAUAGGCGGGACAACCUGGAACUCUCACAGAUACCGUUGACGAUGGAAUCUGACGAUGAGGAGGAAGAUUUGGAAAUAUUUGACCUUGAACAGAAGAAAAAGUCCUUGUCAUAUGUGAAUCUACAAGUCAACGAUGAGGAUAUCGUCCUUAACGGAACAAAGGAUGAGUCCAAAAACAAUCUGCUGCUAGAUAUUGAGGAUGGGUCGUCUGAUACAUUAAUCAAUUGGUCGAGUAACGGUAACAAGUCGAUAUUAUAAUAAAAAAAAAAUUACAAAACAUUGAAUUCAGGUCUGGUUUUUACAUACACAUAUUAAUAUAUAAUUUAAUGUACACAAGAAAUGUGAUUAGAAAUAAUUUUUGUACCGUUUUUUUGUUAGAUACUAAUGUGGUACAGAUUUAUGCUGAUGAAGACGAGUCUAUGUACUGGUCGUUCAUUAACUUACAAGGUUAUUUCAAACAUGACAAUUAUAACAUUUCCUAUGUAUGUAUGUCUGUCUUAAGCGCCCGCAUAUAGCAUUACUAAACAAAAUAUUCACUUCUGCUCAUUAUUCCAAAUUAUUGCAUUUAUUUAUUUAAAAGUAUACAAAAAUUAUUUAUAAGAUUAAUAAUUAAAAACAAUAGUAAUAAAUACAUUACUUGUAUAUUGUAUAUUAAUGAAAGGCUUGACGGAAGCGUCAUUAGUGUAUACAUUUUUAAGGCUAAGGAUAUUUCAAGUUAGGUUAAAAUUUUUUGUUAACAAUCUAAUUUCGACAUAUUUGCAGCGCUUGAUCUUUCUAUUUUAAAUUAACUUACUUACAAUUAUCUCUCAGAUACCAGCUGUUAUGCUUUUUUGUAUUGAGAUGCGAGUUUCUGUAACGCUCAUGAUAUAGACAGGGAUCGAAAUAUAUUUCUAUCUCUUUCAUGCAUUCCUCAUAAUUGAAUUUUAACAUUUGUCAAGAUUUUCUAUGUAAUAUUGUUAUUUUUUAAUUCCUGUCUGUUAUUGCAGCCAAUGAGGAAUGUUCAAUGUUGCGUAGUUCAAGGUUUAUUUUUUGAUUUUUGUUUUUUUAUUAUAGAAUAUGAAUAUUUUUGUUUUAUUGUCUUGUCAUAUGGCUGUUGUAGCUUGUUUUGCUUAUUUACUGAUUAAUUUUAGUAUAUUAUGUGUCAACUGAGACAUUGUCUAUGGUGACAAAAACUUUUAAUUCAAAAUUUUUUUCAAGUUACAAUAGCUUUUUUUAUAUCAAAAGUUACAAGUCUAGAACGUUCAUAUAUAUGUAUGUAUGUAUGUAUGUAUGUAUGUAUGUAUAGUAUUUCCAACUUUUGUUUACACUUGAAACAAUCUCAGAAUUUAAGCGGUCAACAUUUCAAAAAAUGUCCAUGGUCAGACUUGAUGCUUAGAAAUAAAUUAAUUAGAUUUGCAUUUGUUUGCCGAAAUAUCAGCCCAAUAAAUGUAAUAAACCCUAAAUUUUGUUUUUGGGAACAAAUCUGACUUAUAUAAUGUGUUUGACCAAAGAAUUUUUUGUCAUAAAGGGCCUAUGUGUAUAUGAACUCUAGGUGUUAGGAAGAUCAAUACUUGAUCAAUGUAAGAAUAUCUUAAUUAUAUUUAAAAAAUCGGUUCAGUUGUGAGACUAGUGUUACUUCGCGUCUUCUCUUAAGCUUGGUCUGUGAUAGUAGAGACUGGUAUGAGUAUGAGCUCUUGUUGGUAUCCCAUAUAGACAACUUCUGAUCCAUAGAAGGUAUUUAGUGAUAAGGCUGUUUCUAUAAUAAAGAUGUCUAACAUA
Messenger RNA from Danaus plexippus (monarch butterfly), 2690 nucleotides. RefSeq lists its product as uncharacterized. Bases 264 to 1190 code for a protein of 308 amino acids. The record is from RefSeq and is a predicted model, not a curated record. Lineage: Eukaryota; Metazoa; Arthropoda; Insecta; Lepidoptera; Nymphalidae. The transcript is spliced from 3 exons.